CACUAACUCUGUUCUUCUUUCUCUAUUCAGCUGGUUUGUCUUUCCUGUUUUCCUGUUGCGAUCCUGCACUCUUGCUGCUUCAUAUGGUUUUAACUCAAACCGACUAGAUUGUAGUUUCUGCCAUAAAUUCUUUUAGAUUUUUCUUUAAAAAAAUUGUUGAACAAUUGGUCGGAUCUUUAUUUAAGUUGAUGCUUUUCCCAGAAGAAGUGAUUGCCUUGUUUGGCCAAGACAAAAAGAGGGAACCUAGAAUUUGGAUGUUGAACUACUUCGCUUGGAAAUAAGAGUUUGUGAUUGUUCUAUUUCUCUUGGAGUUCCUAGGCCUUUUUCCCCUUUUUGUUUUUUUUAAUCUAUUUAUGCAAUAAAAGUUUUAGUAGAAUUUAGGAUACAGUCUGAAUUUGUCAUUUUUAUAGCUUUAUCUAUGAAGUUAUAUUAAGAAGGUGAUUUUAGGGGUUUGUUUGCUUUCAUUCUGCAGACACAGAUUUUUGUGUUUGACUUACAUAAGAUUCAUGUAAUUGAUCUCAGCUAGUCUGUACACAUCACUCUCACUUGCAAGAUGCAUUUACUAAUCUCAUUUUAGGGUUUAUGUUCUCACUAAUUUUGUUUGAUAGGUCCAUACAUAACAUUUAUCUAUGUUUUACGUUGCCGACAAUCUAAUGAGUGGGAUAAAAGAAGUUUAAUUGUUGUUAUUAUGUUCUCACUAAUUUUGUUUGUUGCCAGAACUCUUAAACAUACAAAUCAAACUGAUAGAUUCUGGAGAGUUGCAUCUUCCUUGACAGUAUGAUUUUAGAACUGAUGGAAUUCCUUGCGAGAACAAUUGGUCUUUCUCCACUUCCUUAAUCGAACUUAUCCCAGUUUGUACAAUAGCAGCAAAGUGUAACAGAUUGUGUACACUGCUUCCACUUCUGAGAAGAAAGAUACAACAAGUUAUGGCAGCAGCCGGAUUUCGCCUUGUCAAAUGUCCCAAAUGCAAGAAAAUUCUUGCAGAAUUUGCCAAUAUUCCUGUCUACCAAUGUGCCGGAUGCAACACCACUCUUCGCUCGAAGAUCUAUAAUUCUACUAUAUUAGGAGAUUCAUCCGAGGACAAAUCACAGGAGCUAAUAGAUAAUGUUUCGGUCGAAAGCAAAUUGGAUCGUUCUGAGAAUGAAAUGACUGUUUGUGCAUCACAAGAUGGAAUGCAUAAUCCUGAACAGCUUGAUCAACAAUCAUCUUUCAAGGAUGAUCCUAACAAUUAUGCCAAAGAAUUGACAGAAUCAGAAAAUGAUGAAAGCUGUGAUUUGCAGAAUCUUAGUCGUACUGUUGAAGGAAUCGACAUGCACAUUUUGACACACAAAGAUCCCAAUCCUGAACUUGUAGUUGAAGAAGCUUGCACUAUGAAUGGAGUGAAGACUUUUCUGAAACCUCCACAACAGCUCGAUAACAGCUCGAGUAUGAGUGGUAGAAUAGAAAAUUUUGCAGAAUCUCCUAGUAGUUUUGGACAAGAGAAGCAUGACAGUAUUUCAGGCUCUAGCACAACCAGUUCUAACCUGUAUGAUGACAGUGUAUCUUCAGUCGAUGAUCAUUUUAGCCAUCACACCCCUCGCAAACGUAUCGGAGUAUCUAGAAGGACUUUCAGACAGAAAAAAGUUGUUGAUUCAGCGGACAUUGGGCACAAAGGAACACAAGAUCAAGCACAAGAGCUGCCGGAAGAUCAACCUGUUGACAGAUUAGUUCCUAAUGCAGUUGAUUUGCCUACCAGCUUAGAUAUUGUGGCACCUACCGAAAAUAAAAGUCCUAGAAGGAGAGACACCUCUCACAUCUCUGAAGACUUUCAUUCAGUGCAGAACUGGUUUGAACCUGAAGAGGAUGCACCUUUAAAGUAUCUCACAGUAGUUGCAGAGAUCCUUAAGGGUUCAGCUUACAGUCAAACUGCAAGCCCCUCGGUAGGGUUCCAUUCGCCAGAGUACAUUAAAAUGGAGAUACUUAAGAAGGUAGAUGAAUUGCGAAAGGAGAUUAGUAAAAUGUUUAACAAAUCUGAUGAAGGCAUGGGAAUAUCACAUGCCAAUUUUGUACCAAAUAGUUGUUGCCACAAUGGAAUUUGCACUGCUUGUCACCAUGAUAAGCCAUGCAAUUGCUGUAAUACAGUGAGUCCGGAGAUGCUACACAAUAAGGAGAUAAGGCACCAGAAGAAGCGACACAGCAGGCCAGUUUUAGGAGGUGCUCCUUUUGUCAUUUGCUACAAUUGCAUGGAGUUACUUCAACUCCCUAUCGAUUUCUUUGUGGUCAAAAAAAGAUUGUAUAAGCUGAGGUGUGGCGCUUGCUCCAAAUUACUUGUGUUCUCUUUCAGAGCUCCAAAUCCUAAAGGUGCCAUUGAAAAAACAGAACAAUCAACAAGUGAGAAGGAAAGUUUAAGUCAUACAUAUGCUUCUCUGAGGUACGAGAUACCUAAUUCUCACUUGAAUGAUAGAUCUCGAUCUGAAUCAAUUUCUCACUCUGAAAGAGAGUGUGGAGAUCAUAUGGAUAAAAGAUGUGAUAAGAAUGUAACUAAUGGUCGUCAACUGCAUCAGCUUAUGGGCUAUGAAUCAGCUAGUGAACUCAUAUAUCAACACAGUCGUACUAUUGAAGAUUUUGAUUACAUUGAACAGACCUCGUCACAUUUUAACAGUUUUGUGGAACCAUACUUAGGUGAUGGAAGGAAAGAAACACCCGCUUGCAUUUUUGAUGCUAUGACAAGUGAUAAGUACAAGAACUUUUUGGAAGGUAAAGAAGAAACUGAGUCGCCGGAGCCGUCAAAAUCUGGAACCGGAGCUUCUCCACUACAUGAAUUGAUGAAGAUCAUGAGGCAUGCAUCCAACAAAAAAGUUAAUGAAGCAUCCGAUUAGUAAAAAGAAAGCAGGUGAUAAGAUCAUUUUUAACUCCAUACUUGGAGAUCAUGUAUAUGUAUGUGUAUAGAUUAUUCUUGUUUCUCGGACAAGUUAGAUAUGUGUACCUGUGCAAGUGAGGUAGCCUUUGUUGAUUUACUUCAGCCAUUCCACUCCUUUAUGUGUAUGCAUUUGGACAUACUUCUUCGGGUUUUGAAUAGUAAGAACCUAGAUCAUUGUUUCUGCUUCA
Messenger RNA from Zingiber officinale, 3087 nucleotides. RefSeq lists its product as uncharacterized. NCBI's taxonomy places the organism in Eukaryota, Viridiplantae, Streptophyta, Magnoliopsida, Zingiberales, Zingiberaceae. Gene Ontology annotation, biological process: regulation of defense response to fungus. The transcript is spliced from 2 exons. The record is from RefSeq and is a predicted model, not a curated record. Bases 927 to 2858 code for a protein of 643 amino acids.